GAUUUAUCAUGGAAGAUAAAACUCAUCUGCGGGAUCCUAACGAAGCAUCAAUUAAUCCAAAAUUGCAUAACACAGAUGAGAAAUAUUCCUCUCCAGUAGUAGACAGACACGAUGAUUUAGAUAAUGGACCCAGAAGAUUUGUUGGGAGUAAUCAUAAAGCAGGCUGGAUGAAUGCUAGAACAGAUCAGAAAGAUGAUUUCAAUAGACUAAAUGGAGGCCUUUUCGGAGACAAUAAAAUCAACCUCCAAAAAUUCAACAAGUAUACUGAUAACAAGAGGAAGGCAAAUUAUCAGAAUUUUUAUAAGAAGAUGCUAGAUAAGCAAAUAGAGCUUAAAAGAAAUAGAGAAAUGGAGACGAGAGUGAAGGAAAUGAGGGAGGAUGUGUUCGCAGCUAGUCUGGGUAAAUCAAGCACAAACAAGUUUAACAUUGAUCCAAAGUUUCAGAAUUUUAGAAACCCAAUGGAAUAUGAUAGUGUUGGUGCUUAUAAUAAUAAAACUAUCGACUGCUUACCCCACGAGUGGAAUGAGCCUGGAAUGAGAUAUUUGAGGAAGUCAAUGAGCACAACUAAUAAUGGUAGCAAUUUUAGAAAGGAUAGCCAUAGCAGAGGCCUAGUUAACAAGAGUGUUGAUCAUUCCUUGACAAGAUAUAAUGCUCCUCCUUCAAUGAGAUAUAAAAAACAUUCGUAUAAUCAAGGCGAUGGAAAAAGAUCAAUGCUAGAGCCUUUGAUGAAUAUUGAUACAAGAAGAAAUAUUAGAAAGCAAAUGACCCAGAAUUAUAAAUACGAGCUUGACAAGCAGGUAGCCAAGAAGCAAGCCAAACCUCAAGAUAUAUACUGAAAGUAUUCAUUCGAUGAAGGAAUGGCUGUCACUGAUGAAAGAUCUCAAGCUUAUCCAGUCAAUCAGAAUGGAUCAAUUGUGAGGGAUUCAGAUUAUGACAGACAAAUUACUAAAUUCAUUGAAAGAGACAUGGCCAUCGAUAACAAUUAUAAGAAAGAAAUAUAUGAUGAGGAUGCUUUCAAAAGAAGAGAUCUCCGUGCAAAAAUAAAAAAUUUGACAAGUACUUACUCCAAUCAGCAAAGAAUGAAUUCUGCUAUGAAGUACUCAAACAGCCAUAGAGACUAUUAUGAUUCACCUAUGAAAACACCUCAAGUCCAUCAAAGAAAGUCUUCGCAUAAGCAAGGAGAUUUGAAGUUAAGAGAGAAGAUAUAUUCAAAAAGAGCAUCAAAAGAAUCAAAUAAGACCAGAGCAGAUUCUCAAAAUAUGAGAUCAAAUGUUGGAUCAAGAGAUGAGAGAUUGAAAGUUCCAAAGUCUUUAAGCGAUAAAAAGGCAAUCUCAAAGCCAAAGAAUGAUGCUCCACAAAAUAACAAAAGUGUCGAGCAUAUCAAUAAAGCAAUUACUAACCAGAUAAAUGAGUCAGCACCUGAACCUCCAGGAAGUUUUAUCGAAACAGAAGGAUCAAGGAGAAAGAGAUUAUUGCAGGUUUCUAAUCAAGUAAACUCUGGAAACCCAUUUGCUAAACUAAAGAUGCCAACUAACGAGGCAUAUAUGGCUAAGCAUUUAGGAAUGUUUAGACCGUUCUAAAAGUUUUCAACUA
Moneuplotes crassus is the source of this 1593-nucleotide messenger RNA. The record is from the annotation of a GenBank genome assembly. Lineage: Eukaryota; Ciliophora; Spirotrichea; Euplotida; Euplotidae.